UUUUCUCUCUGCUCCACCCCCAGGAUCCAGCCAUCUGCAGUUCCAAGAUGGCCCUUUCUCCAUAAUAGCCGUGGGGUAGCACGGCUCGAGGGCAGCUGGGCCAACGUCGGAUGAACUUGUGCUCGCUCCGGGGCGCUGAGAUGGUGGUCGUGACGCCUGCUCAGAUCCUCCUCACCUGUGCUCCCCCGCACGCCGCCCCAACUAAGGCCCCAGGACGUGCUAUACGUCGAUUGGGCCCAUUCUCGGCCAUGACGCCACGCCGGCAAAAUUCCCCUCGACAGCCUGCUGCUGCUGAUUCGGGUUCGGUCACCUGGGACGAGCAGGUUGUAGCCCCGGAUACAAUGUCCACCGGCACCCAGCGUCCCACCCUCUCCGCAGAGAGGGAGGCGUGUUGUGACAUGGAGCCAUAGCCGAUGAGACAAUACAAGAGGGACGGCCUCGCCCCUUGUCUCGGUAGCCUACCAUUGUCCUUCUGCAAGCCGUCAUCGACCGCUGCCGCUGACCAUGCUCAUCAGCCGUCUGAUCCUCCUGCCUCUCGGCUUUGCGGCCGCUGAGUCGGGCAUCGACGCCUGGCUGCGCUAUGCCCGUGUCCCCAAGGCUAGGUGCUACCAGGCCGCCGUCCCCGACACCGUCGUCGCUUUGAACAGCACUACUGUCAGUCCCGUCUACACGGCCGGCCAGGAGCUGCAGAAGGGCAUCAAGGGCAUGGUCGGCAAGGACGUCUCGGUCCAGCACAAAGCCGCCGGUGGCCGCUCAAUAAUUGUGGGCACUGUUGCUGCCUACACGGAGAGCGGCGGCAACGCCAAGGACCACCCCAAGCUUGCUGGUCUCAUCAAGGACGGCUACUACCUGUCCAUCGCCGGGACCAACACCCUUAUUCUUGGCCAGAAUGAGCGGGGCGCGCUGUACGGCGCGUUCCGCUAUCUCGAGCUGAUCGGCCAGGGCAAACUCUCCUCCAUGCUUUCUAUUGCCUCGAACCCCGAUGUGCCCAUCCGCUGGGUCAAUCAAUGGGACAACAUGCAGGACGGCGGAACUCACGGCAGCAUCGAGCGUGGAUAUGCCGGCAACUCGAUUUUCUUCUGGGCUGGCCAGAUUCGCCAAGACCUUACGCGCGUCUCGCAGUAUGGCCGGAUCCUGGCCUCGAUUGGCAUCAACGCGGUGGUGAUCAACAACGUCAACGCCAACGUGAACCUGCUCAGUAACACCAACCUCGACGGCGUGGCUAGAAUCGCCGACGCCUUCAGGCCGUGGGGCAUCCAGGUCGGCAUGUCGCUCUUCUUUGCUUCGCCAAGGGACCUCGGUGGCUUGCCCACCUUUGACCCGCUGGAUAAGACUGUGAUCAAGUGGUGGGGCGACAAGACGAACGACAUCUACAAACGCGUGCCCGACUUCGCCGGCUACCUCGUCAAGGCAAACUCGGAGGGCCAGCCCGGCCCCCUGACCUAUAACCGCACCCUGGCCCAGGGCGCCAAUCUUUUUGCCCAUGCCCUCAAGCCCCACGGCGGCACUAUCAUGUUCCGGGCCUUUGUCUACGACCAUACGACUCUCAAUCAGGAUCUCGACUGGAAGGCGGACCGUGCCAACGCUGCUGUGCAGUUCUUCCAGGGGCUCGACGGCAAGUUCGAGGACAAUGUUGUCAUCCAGAUCAAGUACGGUCCCAUUGACUUCCAGGUUCGCGAGCCCGUCAGCCCUCUUUUCGCCCACCUCAGGAAGACUCCGUCUGUGGUCGAGUUCCAGAUCACGCAGGAGUACUUGGGCCAGCAGGCUCAUCUGGUCUACAUCCCGCCCAUGUGGAAAGAGCUCCUCGACUUCGACCUCCGCGUGGACGGCAAACCGUCCCCGCUCAAGUCCAUCCUCAACGGCAACGUUUUUGGCCGCCCGGGUGGUUACGCGGGCGUUGUCAACGUCGGCCUGAACGAGACGUGGCUGGGAAGCCACCUCUCCAUGUCGAACCUGUACGCCUACGGCAAAAUGGCCUGGGACCCCGAGUCGGACCCGGACGCGCUGCUGAGGACGUGGACCAAGCUCACCUUCAGUCACGACCCUGCCGUGGUCGACACCAUCUCGGACAUGUCGAUGGAGUCGUGGCCGGCAUACGAGAACUACACGGGCAACCUGGGCGUGCAGACGCUGACCGACAUCCUCAACGCCCAUUAUGGCCCGAACCCGGCGUCACAGGACAACAACCCCUGGGGCCAGUGGACGCGCGCCGACGCCGACAGUAUCGGUAUGGACCGUACGGUUUGGAACGGCACCAGGUUCUCGGGCCAGUACCCGGCCGAGGUGGCGGCGCGCUACGAGAAGAUUGAGACGACGCCCGACAACCUGCUGCUCUGGUUCCACCACGUGCCCUACACGCAGCGCCUCAAGAGCGGCAAGACGGUGAUCCAGCACUUUUACGACGCGCACUACGACGGCGCCGCCGUGGCGCAGACCUUCCCGACGCGGUGGGAGUCGCUCAAGGGCAAGAUGGACGACAGGCAGUACGACGAGCAGCUGUCCCGGCUCGUGUACCAGGCCGGCCACGCCCUCGUGUGGCGCGACAGCGUCUGCAACUUCUACUUGAACAAGAGCAGCAUCCCCGACGACCGGGGGCGCGUCGGCAACUACAAGUACCGCAUCGAGGCCGAGAACAUGGUCCUCGACGGCUACCUCCCCUACCGCGUCCAGCCCUUCGAGUCCGCCUCGCGCGGCUGGGCCAUCGUCACGAGAACAAACACCACAAAGGGCUCCGCCACGACGUGGCUCCGCAACGUCGAGAGCGGCAGGUACGACGUGGCCGUCAACUACUACGACCAGGCCGUCGGGCGCGCCGCUUGGGAGCUCUUUGUCGGCGGCCGCCUCGUCGGCUUGUGGAAGGGCGACAUGGAGUACAGGAUCGGCAAGGCGCCGACCUUUUACAUUGACGGCCAGGCCGCCGUGCGCAUCACCUUCAAGGGCGUCGACGUGACCAAGGGCGACAUGCUCAGGAUCGUGGGCACGCCCGACGGCCGGGAGCCGGCCCCGAUCGAUUACGUCUCGAUACUGCCCGAGGGGGUGGUGGAUUGAGGCCGGUUUGUUUGUGAGCGUGUGACGCUUACCACAUGUAAAAUAAUACUACCAGAGAAUGGUGUGCUUCGUAUAAUAAAAGCAAAAAGGCCCUUACUCGGUGGGCAACGGAA
Messenger RNA from Gaeumannomyces tritici R3-111a-1, 3161 nucleotides. RefSeq names its product alpha-glucuronidase. Gene Ontology annotation, cellular component: extracellular region. Lineage: Eukaryota; Fungi; Ascomycota; Sordariomycetes; Magnaporthales; Magnaporthaceae. The record is from RefSeq and is a predicted model, not a curated record. The coding region runs from base 505 to 3048 and encodes 847 amino acids. Gene Ontology annotation, molecular function: alpha-glucuronidase activity. Gene Ontology annotation, biological process: xylan catabolic process. The transcript has 2 exons.